AUUAUUUUAUUCGUGCAGGUUGAUGAUCUUACAGCAAAACUGGAAACUGCAUCUUCAAAAUGUCUAUACCUGGAUGCAAAAAACCAGCUUCUUACCCAGGAGUUAUCAUCUAUGAAGGAAAUGCAGAAGAAAUAUGAAAAACUAGAGAAGAAUAAAAAGAAGUUGAAACAACAAGUAGUACACCUCAGAAGUCAUUUAGAACUCAGUAUGGUAGAAUACAGUAAAAUAGAACAAUAUAAAUGGGAGCUUGAAGAAAGAAUAAGAUUGGACAUAACAGAAAAAUUAAAAGAAGCCAGUCUGUUUUUACAGACACAAGUAGCAUCUCAAGAAAGGUUAGGACAGUUAAGAGAAACUAAUAAUGCUUCAAUAAGAAGUCAAAUGGAACUCCGAAUUAAAGAAUUGGAAUUUGAACUAUCCAGAAUGAAAAGUUCUCGAGAUUUUUAUAAAACAGAAUUGGAAAAAUACAAGCAACUCUGCGUAGAAGAAUUAAAAGUUCAAACGUCAUUGACAAAUGAACUGAGCAAGACUAAUGAGAAGCUGGCAGAGACCAGUACCAAACUUCUGGUGGAGAAACAGCAAAAACAGUCUUUGAUUAAUACUAUUACUAUGAGGCCUGUCCUAGACUUGCCUUCUGUUAGAAAUAUUAAUAAUAGUUCACUGCUCAAUAGAAAUGUUGCUCCAAGAGAAAACCUAGUGAUUCUUACCCCACGCUCACGGCCUACAAAUAAUGGCAUUGAGACUUUCUUGACCAAGGUUAGUUAUGUUAUCUUUUUUUCUUGGGUUUCAGAUUUCUGAUAGAAUUUUUGUUUUUAAUUUGGUGAAAUUCUAAGACUACUUUCAGGGAUCAUUUCUAUAGUUUGUUAAUUUGGUGAAAUUCUGAGUUGUUUAACUGACUAACACACACUAAGUAAAAGUCAUAAUUAUAUGUGCUAAUAAAGAAAUGAAACAAAUUUUAUGAUAUUUUUUUAGUUCCUGGAGCUCUUG
This is a messenger RNA of Callorhinus ursinus (northern fur seal), 984 nucleotides long. NCBI's taxonomy places the organism in Eukaryota, Metazoa, Chordata, Mammalia, Carnivora, Otariidae. The record is from RefSeq and is a predicted model, not a curated record.